UCCGGAGUCUCAGAAAACGCACGUGAAACUGUUUUCUAAACACCGUUUUGAUUCACAGAAGCGUUGUCAUGCCAAUGUGGUGAUGGAAUUCUGUACAGAAUUAGCUGUUUUUCAGUCUGCGGCAAAAUUUGCAACGUUAAAGUUUCCAAAACCAGCUGGCAUUACGGAUUCAGAAGAAGUGCGAAAAUUCACUGACUUGAUAUCACCUGCUGUCCGUGAGAUCCUAGAUGGCCUGGACCAUGAACGCAGCCUCAUGGACAGAAAUGUGUGGAGCUUGAAGCUGCUGUCAUUCCUGCUAACACAUGUCUUGAAAAAUAUUGACAACAAUGACAAGCAGGUUGACGCAGUGAGAUCAUGUGAGACUUCUCACUGUAUUGACCAAUCUCUGGCUGAGGUAGAGGCACCGUUUGUUGCUGACAAGAAGGGCAGCAGAUCAGCUGAUCACAUUUUUCAGCAUUUCCCAUGCUUAAAUCUAGCUAUCCUGUUUGAUCUUGUUAAGAGAUUCAAAUGGAACGGGCAUCUGCUUGAGUGUUUGCAAGUCCUGGACGAAUCUCAAGCAGCAAUAGUUGUCACCUCCAUUAUUGAAGAGAUUAAGUCAUCAGAUGAUCCCAACAAUCUUGAACUUGUGGUCACAUGUCAGAAAUACCUCAUGUGGUUGGUGUUCAAGUCGGCCAAUCAAACAAAUGGCCAACUUAAUGUUGCCAUGAUCAUGAAACUUACUGCAGAUUGGUUUUGCCAACAUUUGAAUGAGAUUUAUCUACAAGAGUUAGAAACUAAAAGAUUAUUAACUGAAGUGAUUCAUAUACUUGUCUUUCUUGGAUGUGUUUGUUGUAAUGAAGUCUGUGAAACUAAGUUGAGAACUUUGCUUUUAAAUUCAGAACUGGAAAAAGAUAAAACUGUUGUUCAUCGAGAGGCAACAAGGGUUUUAGGACUUUUGAAAAAGUCACUAACUGGACAAGAUCAUGAAAAUACAUUUUCAGAAAUACUACAGGGGAUUCAUGAAGGAUUUCAAAAGCAAGCAUGGUUGGAGAUAUUAGCAUCCUUUCUAACACACUUGAACAGUGAAGGAGAGAGCCAGUCAGAAAGAACUGCUGCAUUAAUGGAAGACAUAGCAAGGGAGACAACUCUAGACCUUGGCAUAAUGGACUUGAAUGUGACUUCCUUUUAUGAGAGGUUACUUGAUACAAUUAAGACUGAGAGGUAA
This is a messenger RNA of Haliotis rubra (blacklip abalone), 1204 nucleotides long. RefSeq lists its product as uncharacterized. The record is from RefSeq and is a predicted model, not a curated record. NCBI's taxonomy places the organism in Eukaryota, Metazoa, Mollusca, Gastropoda, Lepetellida, Haliotidae. Bases 83 to 1204 code for a protein of 373 amino acids. The transcript is spliced from 3 exons.